GGGCGGGAGGACGCAGGGCAGUCGCGUGGCCGCGGGUGCGCUACCCAGGUUCCCGCGGAUUUGGCCUUGCUGCUCUGGCGGUGCUCUCUAGCCCCCAGGGGCUUUGCAGCGGAAGCUGUGGCUGUGGCAACCACGCGUGUUUGCAGAUCCCCGCGACAACUGUGGGCGCUCGUCUGUGCAGGCCUGAGGCGGGAGCUGCCCUGGGGAACCAUCCCGAUGGGCACCAUCUCCCACGGAAAAUGUUAUGGAUGCUGUGCUUUUAUAGAAGGAUCUGGAGUAGUGAAAAAAAUCCCUUUUUAAAAACGGGAAGAAGAAAUUUAAACGAAUAACAUGAGGUUACAUAAAGUCCCCGUUUUUAUUAGUUCAAGCCAAAAGAGUAAAAGUAAAGCAUUGCUAUCUUUCACCAGAAAUAGCCUGUGUUUUAUUACUUGGAUCACCCAAUUUUUCUAAUACUCAUAAUGUCAGAAGGGAAAUCGCCUGACAAAAAAAGACCUCGGAGAAGCUUAUCAAUCAACAAAACUAAAAAAAAUUCAUCUAACUCUAUUGUUUCGUAUUUUAAUAAUGCACCACCUGCUAAACUUGCUUGCCCCAUUUGUAGUAAAAUGGUGCCCCGGUAUAACUUAAACCAGCACCUUGAUGAAAUGUGUGCUAACAAUGGUGAUGUCAUUCAAACGAAUCCAGUACAGGUUAACUUAAUGAAUUCAAAUGUGACCACAGUAGAUUUAACGAAUACUGCCUUAGAAGAUGUAAGACCAAGGAAGUCACCACCAAAGACAAGUCCAAUCCCUCACCAAAGUGGUUUGGCAAAAAUGAGCGCAAAACAGCAGACCAGUCCUUACUUUAAAAGUACUGAUGCCUUGGUGUGCAAAAAUCAAGAUGAGCUGAGAAAUCAUUCUGUGAAAGUCAUUUCUUUGGGAAGCCUGUCAUCUAAAUUGUCCAGGAAAUACAUAAAGGCUAAAAAGUCAGUAAGUAAGAAUGAGGAAUUUACCAAUAAUUGUCUACAGAGUUCCACAUCCACAGCUGUUAAAAGCCUGAUUGCUAACUGCUCAGAAAUUGACAAGGAUCAAAUUUUGGAGAACAGUUCUCAAAAAGAAAAUAUUUUUACAUGUGAUUCUCUAAAGGAAGAGAAUAUUUCUGAACCUAUGGUAAAAGGUGAUAAAAUAGUGGAAGCUGAAAGCCAAAAGACUGCUCAGAAAUGUGGGAAAUUCACCCUUACCCCUGGGUUCUCUGAUAAAGUUCCCACGUUAUUUUCUCCAGAUUUAUUCCUUGGGAAUAAUUUAAAGUAUACUUCAGAAGAUAGUCUUGUAAAGCAAGAGAAUGUCAAAGUUAUAGAUGAUAAAGGUGUUGAAAAACGUGAGGCAUGUAAUUGUAAAGAAGUAGAAAUGACUGUUGUUUCAGAACUUAAAACACAGUUGUCAAAUUCAGAGGCAAAUUUUCCAAGUUCUACAAUUGCUUCUGAGUGGAGUAACUUUCAAGAAGUUUUGGAAGGUGAGAGUGGCUUAAAGAGUAAAAUCACUUGCAGCACUGCUGUGGAGCAAGGGUCAAGCUGUGGUGUUCCUGAUAAGAUGCCUCAAACACUGAGUCAUCCUUACUAUCUUCGGAAUUUCCAUGUGGUACUGAAAGCUGUACUUGAGAAUGAAGAUGAUAUGAUGCUCUUUGAUGAAGAGGAGAAGGGAAUUAUAAGUAAAUUUCUUCAAUUAUCAGCUAGUGGUCAGAAGUUAUAUGUAAGGCUCUUUCAACGUAAAUUAAGCUGGAUUAAGAUGAAUAAAUUAGAAUAUGAAGAGAUUGCUUCAGACUUAAUACCUGUGAUUGAAGAAUUGAAGCACGCAGGCUUUCUCCAGACAGAAUCUGAGUUGCAAGAACUCUCUGAAGUGCUUGAACUUCUUUCUGCUCCUGAGCUGAAAACUCUGGCUAAGACCUUCCACUUGGUAAAUCCCAAUGGACAGAAACAGCAGCUAGUGGAUGACUUUCUCAAAUUGGCCAAACAGCGUUCAGUCUGCACUUGGGGCAAGAGUCAGUCUGGAAUCAGAGCAGUGAUUUUAAAAAGAGCCAAAGACUUGGCUGGACAGUCACUACGAGUCUGUAAAGGCCCUAGGGCUGUGUUUUCCCGGAUCUUGCUACUGUUUUCAUUGACAGAUGCCAUGGAAGAUGAAGAAGCUGCUUGUGGUGGUCAAGGUCAGCUUUCUACUGUGCUGUUGGUCAGUCUCGGCCGAAUGGAGUUUCCUAGUUAUACCGUCAAUCGGAAAACACAAAUUUUUCAAGACAGAGAAGAUCUUAUCAGAUAUGCAGCAGCUGCGCACAUGCUGAGUGACAUUUCUACCGAGAUGGCCAGUGGGAACUGGGAAGAAGCUAAGGAGCUCUCUCAAAGUGCAAAAAGGGAUUGGAACAAACUGAAAAAUCACCCUUCCCUAAGAUACCAUGAGGAAUUACCACUCUUUCUGCGGUGUUUUACAGUCGGGUGGAUAUAUACAAGGAUUUUGUCUCGGACUGUUGAAAUCUUGCAGAGACUUCACAUGUAUGAGGAAGCUGUUAAGGAACUUGAAAACCUUUUGUCACAGAAAAUUUAUUGCCCUGAUAGCAGAGGCAGAUGGUGGGAUCGACUGGCUCUUAACUUACACCAGCACUUGAAGCGCUUGGAACCGGCUAUCAAGUGCAUUAUUAAAGGGCUGGCAGAUCCAGAGGUAAGGACAGGACACCGUCUUUCACUUUAUCAGAGAGCCAUGCGCCUGCGAGAGUCUCCAAGCUGUAAAAAGUAUAAGCACCUCUUUCAUCAGCUGCCAGAAAUUGCUGUCGAAGAUGUUAAACAUGUGACCAUCACGGGCAGGCUGUGCCCACAGCGUGGGAUGGGCAAGUCUGUAUUUGUCAUGGAGUCUGGGGAUACUGCUAACCCCACCACAGUACUAUGCUCUGUGGAGGAGCUGGCGCUGGACUAUUACAGAUGCAACGGCUUUGACCAGGGGAUCCAUGGAGAAGGGUCUACCUUCAGCACCCUGUAUGGCCUCCUUCUGUGGGAUAUAAUCUUCAUGGAUGGGAUACCAGACGUCUUCAGAAACGCCUACCAGGCAUCCCCACUGGACUUGUGCACAGACAGCUUCUUCACCAGCAGGGGCCCAGCCCUUGAGGCCAGACUGCAGAUGAUUCACAGUGCCCCUGCAGAGAACCUGCGAGCCUGGGUGGCAGCCACAUGGCAGGCCCAGGAAGGCAGAGUGGCUUCUCUUGUCAGCUGGGACCGCUUCACUUCUCUUCGGCAGGCUCAGGAUCUUGUCUCCUGCUUGGGGGGUCCCAUCCUCAGUGGUGUGUGCAGGCGACUGGCUGCUGACUUCCGACACUGCCGAGGGGGCCUCCCUGACUUGGUGGUAUGGAACUCCCAGAAUCACCGCUUUAAGCUUGUAGAAGUUAAAGGCCCCAGUGAUCGACUUUCACAAAAGCAAAUGAUCUGGUUGGAUGAACUGCAGAAGUUGGGGGCUGAAGUAGAAGUCUGCCAUGUGGUUGCAGUUGGAGCUAAGAGCAAAGGCCUCAGCUAAAGCCAUCAAAUUGGGAAUAUUUAGUUAUACAGUAAUAUUUUUAAAAGCAUAAAGUAGUAUUACAUUGUAUUUAAUUUUGAUUUUAUCGUCAGUUAUAAACCUGAAUUACUAAUUGAUCAUUGUAUAGUGUCUGUAUCUCGGAGAACUUGGUGUCUGUUUGAAAUACAUGAAUUGAUCCCA
Marmota monax (woodchuck) is the source of this 3704-nucleotide messenger RNA. RefSeq names its product FANCD2 and FANCI associated nuclease 1 (gene Fan1). Gene Ontology annotation, molecular function: flap-structured DNA binding; 5'-flap endonuclease activity; 5'-3' exonuclease activity. Gene Ontology annotation, biological process: interstrand cross-link repair. The transcript has 14 exons. Bases 459 to 3524 code for a protein of 1021 amino acids. Gene Ontology annotation, cellular component: nucleus. NCBI's taxonomy places the organism in Eukaryota, Metazoa, Chordata, Mammalia, Rodentia, Sciuridae. The record is from RefSeq and is a predicted model, not a curated record.